CGUGCAAGCGGAAGAAUGCAUGCACUCCGCGAACGCUGCUUUCCGACGAACGCAUUUCGGCGAAGCAGCUAUGCGCGUGUUCACGACGUUUCUUGCGACGUUAUCCCUGUUGAUCGGGAAGGCGAUCUCCAGCGGCGGCGAUGGCGCCACUGAAGUUCACGAGCUUUGCAAGCAGUACGGAGCAAAGGCCUGCGGAAAAAUACCCUGCGAAGUUCCGCCUGGGUCCAACGACACGUUUUUAUGCAGAUGUGAAUCUGGUGAACAGUACUUCGAUGCCAUGAAGAAGGAAUGUCAGUACAAGAAUUCUUGCGAAACAAAGGUGUGCGCAGUAGGAAAGUGUGAGUCCCAAGGAGAUGGGCAGACUCGGUGCACAUGUGAAGGAAUGGACUGGCUUACUGAAGAUUGCAAGGUUGAACCUGGCUUCGCAAAUGAAUGCAAAAAUGGUAAUGUAGAGAUCAUCAGAGGGACUCCUAAGUGUGUCUGCAAUAGCGACGCUGUAAAAAAUGGCUCGCAAUGUAUAGUGACAACUUGCCUCAAGCCCUCGAACACAUGCUCUGAACUUUGCAAAGCAGGACUUCUGAAAAAUGACAAUCGCUGCUGCCAAGGGUGGAGCCAAAACAACUGCAAAGAGCCAACUGGGCAAUAUUGCUCACCUGGAAAUAUCAUGACAAAGGAGGGAAAGUGUCAAGACGCUUGCUCUACAAGAGACGCCGACAGCUUAUGUCUUCAUGGGUGCAGAAGUGCUCCUAAUGACAAGAGGCCGUUUGAAUGUAAAUGCCAGGGAGGCUAUGCAGUGGCAGAAGACGGAGUCACCUGCAAAAGGCAAGAGUGCACGGAUGGGCAAAAGAAAACGUGCCGAGCAGAUCAGGAGUGCCAUAUCCUCGCCAACAAUAACGUGCAUUGUUCUUGCGGAGAAUAUGAACAGGAAAUCGACGGAUUGUGCACAGAUAGAUGCAGGGGUAAGAAAUGCCACCUGAGCAACGCAUACUGUGGGAUCUACCACGGAAAAGAGCAGUGCAACUGUCCGUGGCCGUACCGAAAUGCUGCAGGAUGCCAACUAGAGGGGUAUUACUACAUUGUUUCCUUUAAAGCUAACGGGACUCUCGAUGCGGAAGACUGUCCGGGCACUGUUCGGAAAGCGAUGAAAACGACAUUCGGUCGUGACUUGGCCCAAGUGGACAUCCUGAAUUGCAGCGAAGAUAUCACCAUCCGGCUGGUAUUCAGAACACUGCCGCCGACCGCGCUGCUAAAUCAUCUUCGGGCGUGCCAAUACCCAGAAGGAGAAUUUUGCAUGUUUUACCCACGUCUAGCCAUCGUGAAAAACUCCGUGAGUGAUGUCAAAAUUGAGGACCUAUGUGCCGGAGUGCUGAAGAGAGUGGAGAUGGAGUACAGCGGAACGAACAAGUGCAUCCAAGACGGGCACAUGGUUUCGUUCAAGUGCGCGGAAGGAUACGAGGAGAAAGAUGUUGUUCAGACGGGACGCUUGAGCCGCUCCAUGUGUGAAAGGCCAUGUGGACAAGCCGAUGCUGAGAUGUGUUCGUCGAUCUUGGGCAAAUGCGUAGACGAGUCCGGCGGGGCCAGAUGCUCCUGCCCCGAGUCGUUCGAGUGGAAUGCAAAUGAGAAGGCUUGUUUUCUGGAGCACGUGUAUUGGUACAGCGUGUCUUUCAAGAUAGUGAAUGCUUCGAGAACGGCGCAGUACAGCGUAGACGACUGCACCGACAAGAAGAAUAACGUAGAAGCAGCUAUGCGAAAUCUUUAUCCCCAGACGCUACGAACUGUCAAGCUACUCAAGUGUUCGGACGAAUACAAAGUGGAGCUGAACUUCAAAAUGCCACAAGACCAGGCUUCCCUCGAAAAACUGCAGAGAUGUGAUGACACCAAAGGAAAAGAUAUUUGCUUUUUUCCGCCGGAUUUGUACGUAGUCAACGGAAGUGUAUCAGCGGUAACAGAGGAGAACCUGUGCGACACCUACUUGAAGGAUGUAGCGCAGAAGUUUGGGAAGCAGUACGAAUGUGUUAAGAACGAGAGUUCGUACGCCCUGAAGUGCACAAAAGCGUACAGAACCAUGGCGUCAUACGGACAGGGAGCUCUCAAGGUCGACCUUUGUGCAGAGCGAGAAUGCGAGGAGUACUGCACGGAGCCAGAACGACAGUGUUUGGAAGGCAAGUGCGUCUGCCACACAAAUUACGUCGAAUCCACAGAAGGCAUCUGCGUUCCAAUAUGCGACAAGAAUCCUUGCAAGAAUCGCGGCGUCUGUGAAAGAAGUGAGAAGGUAUCCUACUACUGUCGGUGUCAACCGAGCUACACAGGGCCAAGUUGUGAAGUUCAUUUCGAAAAGUACACCGCUGCACAGAGAAAUAUUACUAUUGUCGGCGUUAUUCUUGGAGUGUUCAUUAUAAUUUGCCUCGGCAUUGCCGGCGCAGUAAUUAGAAGGUUGAAAAAUAAGACUGUGGCCAGUGAAGAUCUUUAGCUUCAAGUACAUAUGAAAACCAGUUGAGGCAAAGAACAUAGUCACGUGAAGAAAAUUUCUCCAGCUCAGCUGCGGCACUCUUAUAACCGAAGUUUGGAUUGAUUCUGAAUGCUGCAGAGUUGCGCAACCUUCUGAAGCUUACCCUCUCGUUGAAGGAACGCUUUGUCCACUGCUAUUGGCGAUAGACGUCAUGAUUUUACUUGAAUACCAUCAAAAAGGAUAAGCGCAUAGUUAAACAUCGCGCAUGUUAGUAGUUUGCAUGUACGACUCCGCCUACACAAGAAGUUCGUACGUAAUGUGGACAAGGACCGUUAUUUACUGCAUAAUAGCGGCAGCAAGAUGGAAAGAAGUGGCCUUGAAGCCCGAAAAAAAAACUUCAUAAUAUGUAGUUGGUCCAAGACAUUGGUUUCAUAAUGGCGCCAUUUUUGGUGCGAGGGGAGCCGUUCAAAUGAUAAAUUUCUCUAUUAGAACUAUCCCUAAAUAUAUACAAUGAAGUGUUUCUAUUCAAGCUAAGGCCACAAAACAGAAACAUAUGUUUGAAAUAACUGGUAAAUGCAUUUUUUCAGUAAGUAAGACAAAAUUUGAAGGAACGGCCCCACGAUCAUCGUAUGAAGCUCACGUAAACGAGCUAUUAGUUUGUGGCAGCACCUAACAAAACCAAAGGUGCUUGGAUUAAUAAAUCACGCAGACACGAAGUCA
Dermacentor andersoni is the source of this 3169-nucleotide messenger RNA. RefSeq names its product glycoprotein antigen BM86-like. Lineage: Eukaryota; Metazoa; Arthropoda; Arachnida; Ixodida; Ixodidae. The record is from RefSeq and is a predicted model, not a curated record.